GCCUCCGCCAGGUCAAGAUCGCACAUGCUCGAUCCUCCCAGUCCUCGAUAUCACACCUUUCAGAUGAAGACGGAGAGCUGCAUCUGCGUCGGAUGCUGUGAACCAAUCACGGACAAGUACUUGCUGCAGGUAUCCGGAAGGCCGUGGCACACUGGCUGCCUCAGGUGUUCCGUCUGUCAGCUCGCUCUGGAUCGAGAAGCUUCCUGUUUCGUCCGCGACCACUCUGUCUACUGUAAGCAGGACUACGCCAAAAGUUUCGGAGCAAAGUGCUCUAAAUGUUCGCGCAGCAUAUCCUCGAGGGACUGGGUACGAAAGGCGAGGGAACACGUCUACCACUUGGCCUGCUUCGCCUGCGAGGCCUGCAAGAGGCAGUUGUCCACCGGCGAAGAGUUCGCCCUCCACGAAGACAGGGUACUCUGCAAGGCACAUUACAUGGAGACGGUAGACGGGGCCACGACGUCCUCUGAUGAAGGAGGUGACAGCGAGUCCUACCACAACAAGAGCAAGGCGAAGCGAGUCCGGACGACGUUCACCGAGGAGCAGCUCCAAGUCCUGCAGGCCAACUUCCAGCUGGACUCGAACCCGGACGGCCAGGACCUCGAGAGGAUCGCCCAGAUCACAGGGCUCUCCAAGAGGGUCACCCAGGUCUGGUUCCAGAACUCGAGGGCGCGGCAGAAGAAGCACAUGCACACCGGAAAGCUGAAGGGGAGCCAAUUGUCUGAGACUUCUUCUUUGGAUGAGCUCUCUCAGGAAUCGAUGCUGAUGUGCCCGAUGCGCGGCGAAGGAGGAGUAUGAAAUCAAGAAGGCGGUGAGUCUCCGGGGUCACGUCACUGAGCACCACCGCCUCCUGAAUCAGCAUCGAUAGCGCGCAACUAUCGAUUAUCUUAUGUUGGCUAAGUCGCUGCCUUCCGUAUCGAUAACUCAAAAGUAUUUUAAAUAUUAGUGUAAUAUGCUUAGUGCUGUAAAAAUUAUGUAAGAAAAAUGUUAUAUGGUUUUGUCAGAAUAAUAUUGUGUAUCAGACAUAACAUGAAAAUGAAUUUAUUGUGUUGAGUUUUAAAUCAAAAGAUAUUUAUCAAUUGAACCUUAUUUAUUGAACAUUUAUAGAUUUUAGGACGAUAUUGUCGAAUAAUCCAUGUUUUAUAAGCUUAUGCAGGCGAUAGUCGAAUGACUUGGAAAUAAACUGUGACAUUCAUAAAUAAUAAAAAAAUCCGUAUAGUUUCGGACAUGUAGAAAUUUAAAAACAAAUUGCUUAUCAACGAAACUAUAUAUUACUAUAUAUUUUGCUAAUUUAACAUCCAUUGUUUCAGUUUAUUUUCAAGGAUUGUAGAUAUGUUAGAAAAAUGUAAUCUGUAUAAAUCAUAUUGUAAAUAUAUCUGUAAAUGUAAUCUAGUAACUGUAAACAUUGUACACUACAUGUAAAUUAACUAUACAUUGUAAAUAAAAACAGUUAUAUGAUGUAAUUAUAUUGAUUGUAUAAAGAGUGUAAAUGAUUACACGAUCUGUCGAAUGUCUUAAGCAGCAUCAUGAGAUGUUUGUUUAUAAGUGCAAUAUAGUCCUGUAUUAGUUGAA
This is a messenger RNA of Nezara viridula (southern green stink bug), 1569 nucleotides long. Lineage: Eukaryota; Metazoa; Arthropoda; Insecta; Hemiptera; Pentatomidae. The record is from the annotation of a GenBank genome assembly.